GGCUUUUUACCUCUCUAUUCUGUAUGUCCAACUUCCUCCAUGUCUUGCUGGUAUCUUCUGCCACACCAGAUUCUAACCCUGAGUUCCUCUCUCCCUGAAAGUCCUGCCUAUUCUCUCCUGCCUAGCUAUUGGCCACUCAGAUCUUUAUUAAACCAAUCAGGUACCUUUGAGUUAUUUGCAGACAAAGUUCCAUAGACAGCAGAAAACUUCCGUGCUCUGAGCACUGGAGAGAAAGAACUUGGAUAUAAGGGUUCCCCCUUUCAUAGAAUUAUUCCAGGAUUCAUGUGCCAUUGUGGUGACUUCACACGCCAUAAUGGCACUGGCAGCAUAUGCAUCUACAGAGAGACAUUUGAGGAUGAGGACUUCGUCCUGAAGCACACAGGUCCGGACAUCUUGUCCACGGCAAAUGCUGGACCAAACACAAAUGCUUCCCAGUGUUUUAUCUGCACCGCCAAGUCUGAGUGGCUGGAUGGCAAACAUGUGGUCUCUGGAAAGGUGAAAGAAGGCAUGAACAUCAUGGAAGCCAUGGAGCAUUUUGGGUCCAGGAAUGGCAAGACCAGCAAGAAGAUCACCACUUCCAGCUGUGGACAACUCUUAUUCUUUUGACAUGCAGGCUUCUUACCCACAAAACCAUUCCUUCUGUAGCUCAGGAGAGCACUCCCACCCUAUCUGCUUACAAUACCCUGUAAUCUCUGCUCUCACUGAAGUUCUUCGGGUUCCAGAUUCUCUUCAUUCUUUUCCAAGUCUAGCUAGAUUGCUGGAUUGCAGAG
Onychomys torridus (southern grasshopper mouse) is the source of this 770-nucleotide messenger RNA. RefSeq names its product peptidyl-prolyl cis-trans isomerase A-like. The transcript has a single exon. Lineage: Eukaryota; Metazoa; Chordata; Mammalia; Rodentia; Cricetidae. Gene Ontology annotation, molecular function: peptidyl-prolyl cis-trans isomerase activity. Bases 283 to 606 code for a protein of 107 amino acids. Gene Ontology annotation, biological process: protein peptidyl-prolyl isomerization. The record is from RefSeq and is a predicted model, not a curated record.